Rhincodon typus (whale shark) is the source of this 960-nucleotide messenger RNA. Its product is annotated as probable G-protein coupled receptor 139. Gene Ontology annotation, cellular component: membrane. The transcript has a single exon. The coding region runs from base 1 to 960 and encodes 319 amino acids. Gene Ontology annotation, molecular function: G protein-coupled receptor activity. The record is from RefSeq and is a predicted model, not a curated record. Lineage: Eukaryota; Metazoa; Chordata; Chondrichthyes; Orectolobiformes; Rhincodontidae. Gene Ontology annotation, biological process: G protein-coupled receptor signaling pathway.
AUGAACCUGAUCAUGAAAAUUUUAUGUUUUGUCUUGCUCACAGUUAAUAUAGCAACAAUUGCAAUCCUGUCUUGGGGAAAAUGUGGUCUUUCCAAGUGCAUCACACGCUACCUCGUAUCCAUGGCAGUGACAGAUCUACUGGUUGUUUUUGUCGAUGUCAUUUUCGAUCAGAUUGGUGAUUCAUAUUUCCCAGACAGUUUCCUGAAUAUUACUGCCAUUUGUAGUCUUAGAGGGGUCCUGCGAUAUGCUGCUUCAGACAGCUCGGUGUGGUUAACAGUCUCCUUCACCUUUGACCGUUUCAUUACCAUUUGUUGCCAGAAACUGAAAAGAAAAUAUUGCACAGAGAAAACUGCAGCGAUUGUGAUCAGCACAAUUUGUGUGCUUAGUUGCGUGAAAAACAUUCCCUGGUACUUUCAGUAUGAACCAUAUGAAAUAAUUGACAAUAUUCCCUGGUAUUGCUUCAGGAAUAGCUUAGAAUAUUAUGUCUCCUCAAUGUGGUCAACCUUUGAGUUGCUUCAAUACAGCAUAACCCCAUUUAUUCCGUUUCUUCUUAUCUUGACCCUCAACGCUCUGACUGUCAGGCAUAUUUUAGCAGCCAAUCGAAUCCGCAGGGCACUCCGAAACCCGAAGAGCAGUGAGGAAGAGGAUGAUCCCGAGACGGAGCAUCGAAGAAAAUCCAUCAUUUUGCUCUUCAGCAUUUCAAGCAGUUUUAUCCUGUUGUGGGUGACACAUGUUAUACAUUCUCUUCUACAGCGGAUUUCAACCAUGUCUUAUUACAGGAUUCAUGUUGACUCAACAACAGCAGAACAGAUUGGAGAUGCACUCCGACUACUCAGUUGUUGCACAAACACGUGCAUUUAUGCUGUAACCCAGACUAAAUUCAGAGAGGAGUUAAAGAAUGCUUUGAAAUAUCCAUUUAAUCUGAUUAGCUGCUUAUUGAUGAAACAUGGGACAUCCUAG